AUGGCGGGUCGAGGCGUGUCUCCCAUUCAACCCAUCUACGAGUUCGAUGACAACCGAGAAUUCGAUACCCGCCACCGGGUAGGCACCGAAAAAGAGUUCAGCAAUGAGUCCAGUAAUAUUGAGGUGUUCAACAGCGAAAGAUUCCAAUUUCGGGCAUGGGUAAUUGCUAGCCUUGGCCGAAGCAUCAAGAAAUCCCACUGGUUGUUCCUCGUCGCUCCCGGCGACAAAACCGAGUGGCGAUUGCCUCAUCAAGGCGAGACUUGUCAGAUCAAGCUCCUCAGCAAGACAGGCAGAACGGAGAAGUCAGAUUGGUGCGUUGCUGAGCGCAUAGAAAAUCCUGGCGCAAGUCUCGGCCUUUCUGAGGAAGAAUAUCAGAGCUAUUACGCCUUCAAGGUUUUUGCUCCUCACAAUGCUCAUAUUCGACCAAUGCUAGACGAAGAGGAGGGUGAGGACGCUGGACCUGCUCAAAAACCAUUGAAGCUUUGGCCCAGUAAGGCCGUCCUGAUCAAUCUCUUACUCCAUCUUUCAACAGCGACAAUAAACGCAGAGCUUGGAGCCUUGAAUACACUCGUCCACGACCACAAGAGAACCCGCACAUUCAAGCAACAGGCGGCCUUCCAAUACCUGAUGAACUUCAAGAAUCCAGCGUUCACUAUCGACUUAUUCUACCAUUUCCCCCAUCUGAAGGAUUAUAUCAGCAACCCCCACGAUCUGCCCCAGAAGUUGAUUUCCUUUCUCCAGGGAUUUGAUGAGCACCAACGGAUUGCAUAUCAACAUCUUCUUGCUAAACUUCCUUGUGGCAUCUGCAUCAUUCCCGGCGGCCCUGGUGCGGGCAAGACUCAUUGGAAUUUGAUUCUUACUUGUGCCAUCCAGUACGAAGAUUUAGUGGUGCAUGGACCUGAGAGCACAAACAAGCACGGCGCAAAAGUGCUGUAUCUUCUCGAUAUCGACAAGCCUUUGUUGGAUGACAUAGCGAACAAGAUGAUGCGGCUGUACAAGGAACUUGGGUUAAAGAAGAAGGCGAUCCGUUUACACUCCUGGCAGUAUGGGAACCAGGGCCUGAACCCUCGUUUCCUGGACAACUUCAUGAUCAUGGCACGCGUGAAGAGUUUUAAGCGCACUGGUCCUGCCACCGAGACCAACUGUAUCGCUCCGACUCUUGAAGAAGCUGUUUGGGAAUACUAUGAACAGAAUAAGGCCGGUAGAUAUUGCGAUUUGGCGUAUUAUCUGGCCACGGCGCUGCGGUACGGAAAGCAUACAGUGUAUGAAAACUUCAAAACUCUGGUGAACGACCUCUACGUGGAUACCUUGAAUACGAUUGACUUCAUAGCCACGACUACUGUAUCUGCCGCGACUCGCUUGGGCGGCUUCUUCAAGCCUGAUAUUGUAAUCUUUGAUGAGUCUCCGCAAGCAAGAGAGCUAUCUACUUUGGUCGCCAUCGCGAACUACGAGCCUUUAGCAUGGAUCCUCAGCGGUGAUCACCGGCAAACAGGGCCGUUCGUUAUCUCGGAUGAUCCUAGUGCUAAUCCAUUUGCGUCACAAUUGCUGGUUUCUACCAUGGAGCGAGCUCAUCGUGCUGGGGCUACCAAAUAUUCUCUCUUAAUCAACCACCGCGCCUUUGCUGGGCUCGAACGACUUGCCUCCAGCCUAUUCUACAAUAAUGCGAUGGUGUCUGGUCAUAAAGAAGACGAAUUGUUUCCCCCGACUGCCCGAUAUCUUCAGGUGUAUCUCGAGCGCUUUAUCAGUGGUCAUAAGUGCCAGGAGCCACGAAUAAUCGUCUGGAUGGACAAUAGUGGAGAGAUGCAGGAGGGCACUGGUUGGUACAACCAGGGACACAUGACGUGGGUGAUGCAGCGAGCGCUCGAGCUGCUGAAAGAUUCCAUGUUCCAGAGAAUCGAUAAACCCGAGCGUGGCACCAUCUUGAUAAUCGUGCCGUAUGUAGAAGCACUUCACCGUUACCAACAAGCCAUCAAGCAGCUACAACUUGGCUUGCAGCAACAACUUAACGUCGACUCGCGGUUGGAGGUUCGGACAAUCGAUACGGCUCGGGGAAGUGAGGCGGAUGUUGUCUUCCUUGACUUCGUUCGCCAUCAAGGCACGGAGUCCGAGAAUCAUCCUCAUCGUCUUUGCGUCGCGUUGACUCGAGCGAGACAGGCUGAGAUUAUCAUGAUGAAUCCUGGAAUGUGUACAAAGGGUCGCUCUUCCGUGCCCGCCGUGAAUCUUACAAGAAUCUGGAAUCACAGUGCCAGGCUGGGUCAGAUUGCGAGACUCCGCAGGAGAGGCUCCCCACUGAUGGAUAAGGAAUGGAAGCCGCCGAUCUUUCCACUUCCCCCUGGAACGCCGGGUAUUGCCAUUGACAUUGACAGCGAGAUCGUGGAUGGCAUGUCUAAAGAAGAGUUCCGCUUAACGAAACCAACGAGUCCUGCAAAGAUGUCUCAAGUUCCACAAACACCAGUGGUCGAAGUAUCCACACCAACCAUAGCUACAGGCGCAAUUCGAGAGUCCGAUACAGCGGUGAAGCCUCUGCAGGAGGAAGGCCUGAACAAACCUGUCAAGGAGGCAGUAUGGGAGGAAGCACUCAUCGAGAGAGGAUCAACCGAGAGACCGGUCGAGAGAGCACCAGUCGAAGAGGCGUUCAUAGAGCAGACACCGAAUACUUGUUCUUGGGCCGAGGACGAAGUAUGCCGCUUGUUAGAUGAUCUCACGCGUAUCGUUCCGGAGAGAUCCCUCCAGGAAGAAGACACCAGUAAUCUGCUCGGACACCUGACACGGACGGUUCAGGAGCCACACCUACUUCAUGGGGAUGCUCUCCGACUGGACAACACAGAACGCCCCAUGGCGCCUGUCAAUCUCCAAAUUCCAGAGGAGCCCGUCACGAAAAAUACAAAACGAAUCAUCGCUGAGAAAGACGCUCUGCCGUCUGGUAGCGAUUGGUGGUAG
This is a messenger RNA of Phaeoacremonium minimum UCRPA7, 2940 nucleotides long. RefSeq names its product putative nonsense-mediated mrna decay protein 1 protein. The transcript has a single exon. Bases 1 to 2940 code for a protein of 979 amino acids. Lineage: Eukaryota; Fungi; Ascomycota; Sordariomycetes; Togniniales; Togniniaceae. The record is from RefSeq and is a predicted model, not a curated record. Gene Ontology annotation, molecular function: 5'-3' DNA helicase activity.